UGUACAUACAGACAUGUACAUACAUAUGCACAAACACACACACAUGUACAUGCACACACACACAGACACAUGUACACACACACGCAUACAUGUACAAGCACACAGACAAAUGUACAGAUACACACAUGUACAUACACACAGACACACACAUACACCCAAAAAAAGUUGCAGUACUUCGUUGUUCACUCACAGAGCCAGGUACUGCACUCUAGGGGGAGGCAGAGAGCACAGCACAGUCCUUCCUUUGCUUUCACUGUGGUCAGCUAUUGAGCAGUCUGACGGCUCCCAGUGCCAAAGACAGAUCCGGCCUGAGCUCCAAGCCUGCAAGACAGCCCUGGGGGACACACUCGCCCCCACUAUAAUUUCCACUUGCCAGGAAAGUGAAAAUUUCAGCCCUAAUUUAGGC
Staurois parvus is the source of this 406-nucleotide messenger RNA. The record is from the annotation of a GenBank genome assembly. Lineage: Eukaryota; Metazoa; Chordata; Amphibia; Anura; Ranidae.